Molecule: messenger RNA, 1332 nt
Organism: Candidozyma haemuli
Lineage: Eukaryota; Fungi; Ascomycota; Pichiomycetes; Serinales; Metschnikowiaceae
Gene: APM1
Product: Apm1p
Exons: 1
Coding region: 1-1332 (443 amino acids)
Biological process (GO): vesicle-mediated transport; intracellular protein transport
Cellular component (GO): clathrin adaptor complex; clathrin-coated vesicle
Molecular function (GO): clathrin-cargo adaptor activity
Source: RefSeq, a predicted model, not a curated record
AUGGCUUCUCAGAUACAUUUCCUUGAUGCAAAGGGCAAACCUUUACUAUCUAGAGAUUACAAAGGGGAUAUACCUUCAAAUACUAUCGAGAGUUUUCCUCUUUUACUUCUAGAGCUUGAAAAUAAUGACGACGAUUCACUUUACAAACCAUACAUCAAUAGCAAGGGCAUUAAUUAUGUCUACAUCAACCACAACAACUUGUACAUAUGUGCCUUAACUCGCAAAAAUGAAAACGUCAUGGGUAUAGUGGUGUUUUUAUCGAAAAUGAUAGAGGUACUUCAGCAAUAUUUCAAGAGCUUGGAGGAGGAAUCCAUCCGUGAUAAUUUUGUCAUAACGUACGAGCUUUUAGACGAGAUGAUGGAUUAUGGCGUACCUCAAACAACCGAUACGAAAAUAUUGAAGGAGUACAUUACUCAGGACUACUAUAAGUUGAUCAAGAAGACUCCUUCGAGGGUCGUUCAACCUCCGAGCGCUGUCACUAACGCUGUCAGUUGGAGGAAGGAGGGAAUCAGUUACAAGAAGAACGAAGCAUUUUUAGAUGUUGUGGAGUCAAUUAAUAUGUUGAUCAAUGCCAAUGGUCAAGUGCUCAACAGCGAGAUUCUAGGAGAGGUGAAAAUGAAAUCUAAACUAAGUGGCAUGCCUGACCUUCGUCUAGGUCUCAACGACAAAGGUAUAUUCUCUUCCAACAUGCAAGAUGAUACUGCAAGUGAAUCAGCGUCAAACUCGAAAAAGAUAGAGAUGGAAGAUAUCAAAUUUCAUCAAUGUGUCCGCUUAUCCAAAUUCGAAAAUGAGAGGAUUAUCACCUUUAUUCCUCCUGAUGGUGAAUUCACUGUCAUGUCAUAUCGCUUGCUGUCGGCUCAGUUUUUGGUAAAACCAUUGAUCCUUGUCAAUUGCAAGUUCGUCGUCCAUCGGCAUAGUCGAAUCGAGAUUUUGUGUUCUGUGAAAGCACAAAUCAAGAAGAAAUCGACUGCAAACAAUGUCGAAGUCAUUAUUCCUAUUCCUGAAGAUGCCGAUACUCCUAAAUUCACACCUGAAUAUGGUACCAUUAAAUGGAUCCCUGAAAAAUCUUGCUUGAUAUGGAAACUCAAGACGUUCCCCGGAGGAAAGCAGUUCCAUAUGAAGGCUGAGCUUGGUUUACCAGCUGUUGGUGACCCAGAAGAUAUCGUAUCAAAGAAACCAAUUAAGGUUAAAUUCUCCAUCCCAUACUUCACUACAUCUGGUAUUCAAGUCCGCUACUUGCGAAUCAACGAGCCAAAGCUUCAAUACCAGUCUUACCCUUGGGUACGUUACAUUACGCAGUCGGGUGAUGACUAUACCGUUAGAACUAAGUAA